Laetiporus sulphureus 93-53 is the source of this 1842-nucleotide messenger RNA. RefSeq names its product DNA repair protein. The record is from RefSeq and is a predicted model, not a curated record. Bases 1 to 1842 code for a protein of 613 amino acids. NCBI's taxonomy places the organism in Eukaryota, Fungi, Basidiomycota, Agaricomycetes, Polyporales, Laetiporaceae. Gene Ontology annotation, cellular component: peroxisomal matrix. Gene Ontology annotation, biological process: nucleotide-excision repair; acyl-CoA metabolic process; fatty acid catabolic process. Gene Ontology annotation, molecular function: damaged DNA binding; fatty acyl-CoA hydrolase activity. The transcript is spliced from 13 exons.
AUGUCAGAACUUCGUGACAAUGCUCGAAGACUUAAAACCCCUCCACCGCGUCCGCCAACUGAUUUGGAGCUAACUCCAGAGCAGGUGAAGCGAAUAGAGAUAAACAGACUUAAAGCGAAGGCUAAGCAGCGGGAUCGUGAACUCGAAGCAUCAAGCUCAUCCACUCCUAAUGCUAACAACAAGCGGCCUUUAACCGUCAUCUCUGCGUCCUCGAGCUCGCCAACGGCUCCUAAAUCUGAGCCAAAGCUGAAGCGUGAUUCGCGUCUCGGGAAGUACUUUGAGUAUGAUCUGUCCAAGAUGGUCAACUCGAAAGGCGGGUUCCUGGUCGAAAAUGACAAGGAAGUCGAUGGCGAGCUAAGAGCGAAAGAAAAGGAGCGCGAGAGGGAAAGGGCUAUGCAGAGCUUGGAUCCUCCUAUAUUCUUGGAUCCCAAUCUCAACCCGAAAUGUCAAGAAUGUCAAUCGCUAGACAUAGACCAGACAUUCAAGAAGGUCUUCGGUUGCUUGGUUUGUAACAGUUGUAAGAAUGCAAAGCCUGAGAGGUAUAGUCUUCUGACGAAGACGGAGUGCAAAGAGGACUAUCUCUUGACGGACGGUAAGGUCUGCUGGUUUCUUGCGGAGCUACGUGAUCAAGAAGCCAUGCCGCAUCUGCUUAAAGCGAAUCCGCACAAGUCGACAUUUGCGAACAUGAUGUUAUUCCUGCGAUAUCAAGUGGAGGAGUUUGCCUGGAAAAAGUGGGGCUCUCCAGAAGCCUUAGAUGCCGAGUAUGAACGGCGAGCAGCGGAGAAGAAGAAGAAGAAGAAUAAGAAAUUUGAGGCAGGGUUGAAGGAGCUUCGAAGGCGGACACGAGAGACUGUAUGGCAGAAGAGACAAGACCAGGAGCAUAAGCAUGUCUUCGGUGUUGUAGAGAAAGGGCGAGACGGUGUUGGCAAACAAGUAAACGACGGACAAGAGGAGCAUGAACAGAUCGCGACAUCUUUGGAGGUAGAGCAGUUGGACACGAACCUGUUUCGCUCCAAGUCUCUCUGGCUCCCGGUUCGUUCUAGAGGUGUCUACGGAGGGCAAGUGAUAUCGCAAGCGCUCGUGUCUGCUACGCAGUGCGUGGAUCCGGCAUAUUCGCUGCAUUGUUACUUCCUGCUCAGCGCAUCUCCGGCUGUUCCUAUCGUGUACCAUGUAGGACGAGCGCGAGAUGGUCGCUCCUACGCUACGCGGACUGUCAAGGCGAAACAGCGCGGGCGGACUGUUUUUGUGAUGCUAUGUUCCUUCCAGCGUCCUGAGCCAGGCCAGCCGUUCCAUCAGCAACCCAUGCCCCCGAACGUCCCCAGCCCGGAUGCAUGCGACGACGUUGAAGGAUACUACGAACGGAUGCUUCGGUAUGAGGGUCUCGAGCCAAGGCUGAAGCAAUAUGCAGAAGAGUAUAUUGAGGAACGUAGAAGAAGCCCCAUAGCAGUGAAGGCCGCUGGCCGCAUCAAUACGUCCGACGGGGCGCUGGUGUACAUGUGGUGGUUCAAGGCGAGGAACAUCCCGAAAUACGACGCUCCGUUCCAGAAGUGCAUUCUGGCAUACAUAUCAGACUCCCAGUUCAUCGGCGUCGUCCGCCGUACGCUUGGUCUGAAUGGUCACUAUGAGGGACCGAAACAAUUGGUGAUCGAUUCAUUUGAUUGCGGGGACUGGCUGCUAUACGUCGUGGAAUCUCCUCGCUCAGGUAACGGACGCGGGGUUGUGCAUGGUCGGUUAUAUACCCGCAGUGGUACGUUGGUCGCAGUGACUUCACAGGAAGGUGUAGUUCGUGCGCGCGGUAACGCACCUGCGAAGACCAGUGAUGACGUCAAAGCAAAGCUUUAG